Messenger RNA from Rana temporaria (common frog), 2152 nucleotides. RefSeq names its product paired box 1 (gene PAX1). Gene Ontology annotation, biological process: anatomical structure development; regulation of transcription by RNA polymerase II. Gene Ontology annotation, molecular function: DNA-binding transcription factor activity, RNA polymerase II-specific; RNA polymerase II cis-regulatory region sequence-specific DNA binding. Bases 310 to 1434 code for a protein of 374 amino acids. The transcript is spliced from 6 exons. Lineage: Eukaryota; Metazoa; Chordata; Amphibia; Anura; Ranidae. The record is from RefSeq and is a predicted model, not a curated record.
AAGAUUGACGUGGAAGACACGUCAAUGAGAUCUGAGCAAACUGCAGUCAGAUAUCUGCGCUAAUCCCCCCUAAUCUGGGGAAGAUCACCUUCAGCUUUUGUUCCCCACACUUGUGAAGAAGUUGCUGUGCAAACAGUGAAGAGUUUGCAGCUUGGGAAGGAAGUUCCUCUCUGCUGUGAGAACCCUCCUCCUCCUCCUGCAGCCCAUUGGAGAAGGCUAGCCUCUCUCUCCCUUCCAUGUAUCUCUGGGUUACAUCUGUUUGAGCUUCCUGAUCUCUCUGCAAGUUUUCCUUCGUUCUCUCCUGGAGGGAUGGAGCAAGCCUAUGGAGAAGUGAACCAGCUGGGCGGCGUGUUUGUGAACGGGAGACCUCUGCCCAAUGCCAUCCGGCUGAGGAUAGUGGAGUUGGCCCAGCUGGGCAUCAGACCUUGUGACAUCAGCCGGCAGCUGCGAGUGUCCCAUGGAUGUGUCAGUAAAAUUCUGGCCAGAUACAACGAGACUGGCUCUAUCCUACCCGGGGCCAUCGGGGGCAGCAAGCCCAGAGUGACCACCCCGAAUGUGGUGAAGCAUAUCAGGGACUACAAACAGGGGGACCCGGGCAUCUUCGCCUGGGAGAUCAGAGACAGGCUGCUGGCUGACAAUGUGUGUGAUAAGUACAAUGUGCCCUCUGUCAGCUCUAUUAGCCGGAUUCUGAGGAAUAAAAUCGGGAACUUGUCUCAGCCCAGCCAAUAUGACAAUGCCAAGCAACAAUCAUCACAGCCAUCUAUACCAUACAACCACCUGUACCAAUACCCCUACCCCAACCCCAUAUCUCCGGGCUCCACCAAGGUGGGCAGCCAUCACCCAGGAGUUCAUAUGCCAACCGGACAUGUCAGCAUAGCCAGGUCCUGGCCAUCGGCUCACUCUGUCAACAACAUCCUGGGGAUCCGCACCUUUAUGGAACAAACAGGUGCUAUAGCUGGAGCAGAUGGGUCUGUCUAUUCCCCCAAGAUGGAAGAGUGGGCGAGCGUUAACAGAACAGCCUUUCCCAGUAGCCAGAACCUGAAUGGAAUAGAGAAGAGUGAUUCUGACAUCAAAUACCCUCAGGCCGCCUCCAGCCUCUCCACUGUGGGCAGCUUCGUCCAAGCCUGCGCCUACCCUUCCAGCCAGCAGUACGGGGUGUACGGGGGCCCCGGGGCCGGCUAUGUCACCCCGGGACACCACUGGCAAGCACAAGGCAGCCCCCUGGCUCAUCACGGCGCAGGCGUGACAGUCCAUGGAGGAGACCUCGCAGCCCCUAUGACAUUCAAGCACCCAGUCAGAGAAGAUGUAAUAGAUGGACACUUCUUAGCACAAGAUACACAGGCAGAUGACAAACCCUUGCCUUGCGCUCAGUUACACAGACUACGAAGAUUAAUGAGCAAAAAAGAUUGGUUGAACCCACAAGUGCGUUUUUGACCACUACUUUAGUAGUGGUAAACCGAAAACAAACUAGUCCUAUCAUUAAACAUCAGGAUGCCUUGAGCAGUGUACAUUGACUUACCAUUCCUGCUUCAUCAUCUUAACAAACUGUUGACAAGUAAUUGGAAACAUUGUUAAUAUUUUCAUGGACACAGAAAAACGGAUUCAUUCCUACACUUUCAAGCUAAAUUUGUUUCCUGCGGUGGCAAAAAGGUUGAAUGUGGGACAAGUCUACACAGUCACAGGCAUAGGCUUCAUCACAGAGGACUAACAAAAGGUGAAGAACGAUCUGAACGUUGGAUGAGAUGUUUACUUUGGAGAAAUGAGGCCAAUGCUGAAAGGUCUUCUUCCCUCUUUACCAGUUAUUUACUGUAGUUUAUUCCCUUCCUCUGCAUUUUUAUUGUAUUCCCAUCUUGUUAUCACCUUAUCCUCACAAUUACAGUUUACAAUUUGCAUUAACAAGAGGAUCAUUUUUGACUGGUUUAGACACUAAUUUAAUUCUUACUGUGGGGGAUAUUUCAAACUUUUUCCAAACUUUUCAAACUUUUUCCAAAUGGUUGGACAUUGUAUGAUGUAAAAUAAUAAAGCCUUUGCGAGUGUAUUGUAUAUCAUAGAUUGUAAAUGUAAUAAAUAACGACAAUUUAUUUUAUAUUUUUAUAAACUUAAAUAUCUUAAAUAAAUGGAGGAAGACAUGAACACCUGAUUUAUCACAUGG